AGAUACAAGAUAUCCAACUUACCUCGAUAAAGAUGGCUAGCACUCGUGAUUCCCACUCAUUUGCUUGUGACGAAUGCCGCUUGCGCAAGUCAAGAUGUUCAAAAGAGCGACCAGUUUGUCUGCAAUGCCGACAGCUGAACAAAGAAUGUAUAUACAGCCCAAAAGUCAGCAGAAGUCCUCUGACUCGGCAACACUUAACCUAUGUUGAAGAUCGCCUACACUCAUUUGAAACAGCCUUAGGAAGGCUUUUCCCAGGAGGUGAUCUGGAUGCUACACUCCGUUCUCUCUUGCAAAACCCUGAGGUGGCAAGGGCCCCUUCAUCCAAGUCCUCUUCAAGGCACUCAACCCCAAAGCAUGAGCCAGAACGUGCUGAGCCAGCACCAGAAGCUCUCCCACAGCAAGCCGAUGGCUUUGACUGGGCCGAAAAAGAAAUCACGCUUGGUGAUUUGACAGACGGCAUGGCUGCGCUGUCUAUUAAACCCGAAGGAGCUGGCUACUUUGGAGCGUCUUCAAGUGUCGUACCAUUACGAGCACUUUUUGAUCAUGGAUUUGACUUGAAUAUCCCUGUUCGCUCGGCAAGGUCGGGUGGCGUGCCUCUCAAAGCACAGCUUCUGGAAAGUGCCCCAUCUGGGCUGAUCGAACAAGCGUUUAUUGACGCCUUCUUCCUCAAUUAUCACACCAGCUAUCCAUUUAUCCACGAGCCUACCUUCCGGAUGCAGUUUAAUGACCCAUCUCUACGCCCGCAUGGUACGGCCUGGCAUAUCCUCCUAAACACGAUCUUAGCUCUGGGAGCCUGGUGUAUCGGCGAUGACAGCUCAGACCUCGAUAUCACAUUCUACCAAGAAGCCAGAGGAUACCUGCAACAGGCAUCUGUGUUUGAGACUGGCAACCUGACGUUAGUCCAAGGGUUAUUGUUAUUGAGCAACUAUGCACAGAAACGGAACAAGCCCAACACUGGAUGGAAUUAUCUUGGGUUAGCAGUCCGAAUGGCCAUGAGUUUGGGUCUUCACAAGGAGUUCCCUGGCUGGAAGAUCAGUCUCCUACAAAGAGAAAUCCGCAGAAGAUUGUGGUGGGGAGUUUUCAUCUUCGACAGCGGCGCAGCCAAAACCUUUGGAAGGCCAAUUCUCCUCCCAGAGGAUAGUGUCAUGGAUGCGAAGCAGGUUCGAAAUAUCCACGAAGAGGAUUUGACUCCCACAACAACAACUCUGCCAGCCGAGUCGCCCGGCCCAACCAUCUAUUCCGGCUUAAUUGCCCAGGCCAGCUUCCACCUCCUCACCAAUAGCGUCUACCAACGCCUCAUCUCAAGCCCUAGCCUCACCCCGGAAGACACGCUGAACUUGCAAAAACCCAUCGAAGAAUGGUACAACGGUCUUCCAUCAUACCUCAAACACCCGCAGCUUCCUCUCUCCAUGCAGCCAGCCAAUCCAGACCCGGACUCUCUAGCCCUCGUGCGCAACCGCCUGCUAUGGCGAAACUGGAACCUCACCAUUUUGAUCUACAGACCUAUCCUACUCCGCUGGGCCGCUAGACGCUGGGCCCCACUUAGCGGCAGCGGUACAGCCACUCCGGAUGCAGGGUCUGAAGAUCCCUUCGAGACGGAGUGCCGAUUGCGCUGUCUCCAGAACGCGCGGUUGACCAUCUCCUCCAUCUCAGAGUACAUGGCGAACUAUAUGUGCACGAGACUUGGGGCAUGGUAUAUGCUCUACUUCCUCUUCCAAGCAGGGCUCAUCCCCAUAGUCUUCCUAAUGACCGACCCCUCAAACCCAGAAGCCGCCUCCUGGCUCCAGGACAUCGAAACCACAAAAUCCCUCCUAACCCACCCCUCGCUGGGCACAAACCGCUUCGCAACCCGCUGCCUCGAAGUCAUCAACCGACUCCUUGGCCCACCCACGCACCCAAUGCCACAGGGAAUCCCAACCGAUGGAGACCAGCUCAACCAGCAGCACCAACAGCAGCAUGAGCACAUGCUCCCACAACUGCAGCCUAACAUGAUGCCGUUCCCUGGGCAGCUCUUCAGUGAUCCCGGAUUCGGCGGAAGCCUGUUCCCAGUCGAGCAGCAAAUGCAAAUGCACAAUGCGGGGGGCAUGGACUUUUCUGAAUGGGUGAAUUUCCCGCCGGCGGAAUGA
This is a messenger RNA of Penicillium mononematosum, 2126 nucleotides long. Its product is annotated as putative C6 transcription factor (Gal4). Gene Ontology annotation, biological process: DNA-templated transcription; positive regulation of transcription from RNA polymerase II promoter by galactose. Bases 33 to 2126 code for a protein of 697 amino acids. Gene Ontology annotation, cellular component: nucleus. The transcript is spliced from 7 exons. Gene Ontology annotation, molecular function: zinc ion binding; RNA polymerase II cis-regulatory region sequence-specific DNA binding; DNA-binding transcription factor activity, RNA polymerase II-specific. The record is from RefSeq and is a predicted model, not a curated record. Lineage: Eukaryota; Fungi; Ascomycota; Eurotiomycetes; Eurotiales; Aspergillaceae.